AUGGCCCGCAUCAUCGACCUCGUGCCCUGGGACGAUGGCUCCACCCACGUGUACGCAUCCCCGGCCAUCCUGCUCCCCAUUGAACGGCAGCACAACAUGCUGGCAGGUGUAAAGCAGCAGCUCUACCACCCGGUCCUGCCCACCCUGCGCCGCAUGGACAUGGACACCGUCAGGGCCUGCCUCUCCGAUGAGCACUGUCAGUCCAGCACCUACUGCCGCAAAGAUGAGUUUGACAAUGCCCACUUUACACUCCUCGGCGUCCCCAACAAGCCCCUGCAGUGCUUGGACAUCACCGCCACCGGCCAGAAGCUCCAAGACAGGUACCGCGCGGGGAAGCUGGCGCCCAUCGCGCCAGGCAUCAACCGGGUCGACUGGCCCUGCUUCACACGCGCCAUCGAGGACUGGUCCCACUUCGUGUCAUCGGCCGGCGAGUUCAAGCUGCCCUGCCCGGACAAGAGGGUCGAGAGCUUCAGUGGCUACGCAGUGCGGUACUUGAAGCCGGACGUGACCCAGAGCUGGCGGUACUGCCUCAACCAGAACCCCAGCCUGGACCGCUACGGACAGAAGCCCCUGCCUGCCGACUCCCUCAACGCUUUCCGACGCUUCGGCUCCCACUACAGUCGUGUAAACUACCUGACCCCCUGGCAUUAAUCUGUGAAAAAGAGGCUAACCCCCAGGCUGCCAGAUCAUGCCACCUUAGGCCCGGCAGUGGGACAGAGGGUAUACGGCAGCACCAUUCAUCUCCCCAGCAGUUCAGCCUGGCUAGAAAUAAACUUAAUACUCCCACAGAGGGGGGUACCCGCCCACCCCUGUGUGUCUCUGUGUGUGCGCGCCUGUGUGUGUGUGUGUGUGCGCUCACGCGCGCACGCACAUGUGUGUGUGUUGUGGGGGCUGGGGAGGGUCAGGACCUCUGGAUGAAGAACUUUGACCCUUACCUCCCCUCCCAACUACUGGGGGACUGGAGGGAGAUAUGGUGACCCCAGGUGGAGAGUCAGGGUCUGAGCCCCAAGGCCCAGCCAGGGCUGGGGUACAGGGGCAGGCCUGGGAGUGGGUUUUCCUUGUGUCCCCGUCCCCUGCUCACAGCCCCACACCUAAGCCUCCUCCACCUCAGACCCUGAAUUUGGGCCCUAAGGAGAAAGGAGGGUUAGAAAUGGAUUUUUAGAUGCCUCUCUCUGAGGCGCUCACCAUACUAGUGUGCUUUGGAGAGCCUCCCUAGGGCCCAGAGUCUCCCUGAAGGGAUGGAGGCAGACUCUGAGGGGCUGGCCAGGCCUAUUGGCUCUGUUUCCCAUGAAGCAGCAGGGUAAAGAGGCAUCAGCCUUGAUGGAGUCUCUAAGGCCAUUCAGAGAAGAAAGUUCCCUGCUCCCCAAGCCACAGCCAAUGAACAUAUCAUCUAAGCAAAAAGUUGUCUGCUCUAAAGAAGAAUGAAGAACACCAAAGACAUAAGGUAAAGAUGAGUCCAAGAGACAGAAAGGGCCACAUAAAACAGAGACUACAUCAGCCUGAGACCAGAAGAACUAGAUGGUGUCCAGCUACCACCGAUGACUGCCCUGACGGGGAACAAAACAGAGAAUCCCUGAUGGAGCAGGAGAACAGUGGGAUGCAGACCUCAAAUUCUCGUAAAAAGACCAGACUUAAUGGUCUGAAUGAGACUAGAGAGACCCCGGAAGUCGUGGUCCCCGGACCCUCUGUUAGCCCAAGACUGGAACCAUUCCCGAAGCCAACUCUUCAGACAGGAAUUGGACUGGGCUUUAAAAAGACAGAAAAUGAUACUGGUGAGAAGUGAGCUUUUUGGCUCAAUGAGACUAUGUGGGCAGCUCCUGUCUGGAGGUGAAAUGAGAAGGCAGAGGGGGACAGGAGCUGGUUGAAUCUCAUUAAGGGGAGAGCAGCUAGGAGUACAUAGCAACGUGUGUAUGAGUUUUUGUAUGAGAGACUGACUUGAUUUAUAAACUUUCACUUAAAGUACAAUAAAUUAAAAAAAAAAGUCUGCUCUACCUAUGCAGCUCCAAGACUAGCCUUCUGCCCACCAAACUACCAACCCUAAGGGCCUCCUACAAAAGGAAGGCAUGACAGCCCUGGGGGCUCCUGGGCCAGCUCCAGACUAACCCCACCCAAAGGGGCUAAGGAGAGCAUCUCCAUUCCUUAGGGCAGCCAGAUCUUAGCUCCCGGUCUUUCCUGAUACCCCAUCCCUACUCCAUCUUCCGGCAGCCUGCAGAACAGACAGGUAAAUAGCCACCAAACUGAACAACUGACUAUACAGGACUUCUGUUCCUGGGAUCUGAAGGACCCAUGGAACACCUCGAAUCAUAUGCAAAGCCACGUGUCCACUUAACAUAUUGCCGUGGAGGCGAUUCCGACUCAUAGCGAGCCUAUAGGACAGAGUAGAAUUGCCUCAUAGCGUUUUCAAGGAGUGGCUGGUAGAUUCAAACUGCCAACCUUUUGGUUAGCAGCUGAGCUCUUAACAACUGUGCCACCAUGGCUUCACAUGCAUGUGUCCACCUGCAUGUGCAUUUUCUAUGGAAAGGCUCUUGGCUUUCAUCUGGCUCUCAAGAGAGUCCGCGCCCACAAAGGUUAGGAUACCCUGGUUUAUACCCUCUCGGUGCUCUACGGCUGCUAACCAAGAGGUCAGCAGUUCGAAACCACCAGGCACUCUUGGAAACUCUAUUGGGCAGUUCCACUCUGUCCUAUAGGGUCGCUAUGAGUCGGAAUCGAUUCGACGGCAGUGGGUUAGGUUUUUUGGUUUGGGCACCUAUUGCAAACAAGGCCAGGGUGUCAGGUGGAAGGAAUUUAAAAAUUUAGCACCAGCACUCUCACUUUCAGACUCUGAGUUAUACUAUUUAGAACAUAUUCUCAUGUGAUCCAUUAUCUCCUCCAGGCCUUAUAAGCACCUUGGAAAGUGAGCAGAACCAAUGCUACUCCAUUUCACAGAUAGGAAAACAAAGGCCCAGAUCAGGGAGUUAUCUAGCCUUAUGCCAGAGUGUUGAUGGCAAAGCAGGAGCCAGAAUCCAGGACUCAAAGCAAGUCUUAGCACUUGGCACAGUGCCCACAUAUAGUGUGUGCUCAAUAUUUGUAGACUAAAUCUGUUCCCAAAAUGGUGGUCUUUCUGCUGUAUCUUGGAUAAUAAACAAGGAGAGGUGUUGUGGUGUUAUUUGAUAUGUCAGACAGAGCCUGCCCGUUAUGGAUUGCAUCCCCCAAAAAUGUGUGUCAACUUGGCUAGUCCAUGAUUCCCAGUAUUGUGUGAUUGUCCACCAUUUUGUCAUCUGAUGUGAUUUUCCUAUGUGUUGUAAAUCCUACCUCUAUGAAGUUAAUGAGGCUGGGUUAGAGGCAGUUAUGUUAGGGAAGCAGGGCUCAAUCUACAAGAUUAGGUUGUGUCUUAAAUCAAACUCUUUCGAAAUAUAAGAAUCUAGCAGUUAGCAGAGAGACAAGGGGACCUCUUACCACCAAGAAAGGAGCACCAGGGGCAUAAUGUGUCCUUUGGACCAGCGUGGCAGGGGGGUCCCUGCACUGAGAAGCUCCUAGACCCAGGGGAAGAUUGAUGACAAGGACCUUCCCCAAGAGCUGACAGGCAGAAAAAGCCUUCCCCUGGAGCUGCACCCUGAAUUCAGACUUCUAGCCUCCUUGACUGUGAGAGAAUAAAUGUCUUCGUUAAAGCCAUCCACUUGCGGUAUUUCCGUUACAGCAGCACUAGAUGACUAAGACAUUUCCUUACAGA
Messenger RNA from Loxodonta africana (African savanna elephant), 3709 nucleotides. It is a transcript of the gene SPMIP8, whose product is annotated as sperm microtubule inner protein 8. The transcript has 7 exons. Lineage: Eukaryota; Metazoa; Chordata; Mammalia; Proboscidea; Elephantidae. The record is from RefSeq and is a predicted model, not a curated record. Bases 1 to 651 code for a protein of 216 amino acids.